GAGUGAGGAGCGAGCGGCAGUGCGCGCGCUGCUGCUGCUGCUGCUGUAUGGGUGAGUUAGAGGUGCUAUAAAACGCUCUGCUGAUUUGAUGGCAUUUGGAUUAAAACACGCGGAUGCGCCUGCAGCUACGGAGCAUGGCACAGUGGGCAGUGCCCAGUCCCCAGUCCCUACCUUGUAGUGCCAGCGGCUGCUGUGGCGACGUCGCCUCCACCUGCUGCCACUGAGAGUCAUGCUGUCGAGCAGCUGGCGGCGGGGCACGGCCGGACCCACCUGCAGCCUCCCAGUGGGCAGGGGGUCCGUGUCAGGCGGCACGGUGGUCCUGGAGGCUCAGUAUGACUACUCGUACCGUGGUGCGGAUGGUCGUGUUGUCUCCAUACAUGAGGGCGAGCGAUUUCUCCUGCUGAGGAAAACCAACGCUGACUGGUGGCAGGCACGGCGGCUCGGAGUGAGCAUAAAGAGCAAGCCAGUGUAUGUCCCCGCCACAUACGUCAUCGAGGUGCCAAUCUCCACACUGCACACUCCGCAGACCAGCAGCCAGCCAAUAACCUCCUCUCAAAGACUGGCGACAAGAGCAUCCUUCACACCAUGCUCUCAGACACAGCGCUCAGUUCCUGCCAAAGCAUUCUGUCGUUCUAUGGAAGACCUGAACAGAAACAGUGCCUUCACAAGCAAGCGCAUGGGACGGGACUCAGCAGGCACCCUUUUCCCUACGCUUCCCCUGUCCACCUCCUCAGCCACACCCUCACGCCACCUCACAGUCCCCGGAGGGUCGGUGGGGUCAGGCGGCCUGAUCCCGCGCAGCCAAAGCUCCUGUAACUUACCCCAGAACCCGUAUGAGGAAGCCCACAGCAGCAGGCCGGAUCCAGGCAGCCCCACCAAGUCCUACAGCCAGUGGGACAUGGCGAGCGUCACGCGGCGGUACACUGAUGGACACAUCCAGGCCUACAUCUCCCAAAAUUCAUUGCCAGGGCAGGAGCGGAGGCAGUGUCCAGAGCCUCCCAAUCCUCUCCCAGGCCAGAAGCCCUUACAGACUCUGCAGCUCUGGGAUCAGUACAAAGACCCCUCGUCUGGCCGCUGUUUCUACGUCCACACCGUCACCAAGGAGCGCUCGUGGAAGCCACCACGUCGAGCUCGACAGAGCGACCCCGGCCAAAACAAAGUAACAAAUCAGACCACACAAGUCACCGGGACAUUCCCACGGGACACUGGCCACCUGUCACUUCCCCUGCACAGCUCAGGAAGCCACUCACUGCACAGGCUCUCUCCUGAUUUCAUCUACAGUACACAGAAUGCAAAUGCUUGGCAGCUGAGUCAGACCAUGCAGCGUGCAGCGUCAUCCGACGCCCUCAGCUCCUCCUCCUUCAUGAGCGCAGACAUCCAGCGCAGAAACUCCGCCUUAGAUGGGGGCGGAGAACAAAUCAGCCACUCCUACUCCAUGUUCCUGCCUAACCAAACAGACAGAAUCGCAUCAAAUGGCAAGCAGUCAGAGUAUCGAGUGGUGGUGGAGUCUCCCUCAACAGACAGCUCUCCGGACAGUGAUGGUCUGACUCCGGAGCUGGAAAAAGCAGGUCUGCUGAACAAAACCAAGAUAGCAGAGGGAGGCAGGAAACUGAGGAAAAACUGGAACCCUUCCUGGGUGGUGUUGGUGGGGAACAGUCUUGUAUUCUUUAAAGAUCCCAAGACACAAAGUCCUGCCAGCUGGAAGCCGGGUAACAGUUGUCCAGAGAGCAGUGUGGAUCUAAGAGGAGCUCAACUGCAGUGGGCCAAUGACCUUUCCAGCAGGAAAAAUGUCUUCAAGCUGAGGACAAUUACAGGCAAUGAAUUUUUGCUGCAGUCUGAGACGGACUCUCUAAUCAGAGAGUGGUACGGCACCAUUCAGAAAGUCAUUGACAGAUUGGAUAAAGAGAAUCCUCUGGAUAAUGUGUUGCUGUAUUCCCUGAGGAGAGCUGGCUCCAUGGAGAUGCUGGACCAGAGUGGAGAUGAGGAUGAGAAUCGAGUGGGAUCCAAGGCCUCACUCCCUCGCUCCAGCUCUAAUCUGGAGAACUCGGAGCGGAAGCGAGUGAAGAGUCGCCUGAAGAAGCUCAUUCUGAGGAGACCUCCGCUUCAGGCUUUACAGGAGAAAGGGCUUAUCAAAGACCAGGUGUUUGGCUGCAGUUUGGAGGUGCUGUGUGAGAGAGAGAAGAGUACAGUGCCACGCUUUGUUAGAAACUGCACGGAAACAGUGGAGAAGAAAGGUUUAGAGACGGAUGGCAUCUAUAGAGUGAGUGGGAAUCUGGCAGUGAUCCAGAAGCUUCGCUUCGCUGUAAAUCAUGAGCGAGCGGUGUCUACAGAUGGACGGUAUCUGUUCCCAGAGGAAUUAGUGCAAGUGGAUCGAAUAGACCUGGAGGACCCGCAGUGGGAGGACAUUCAUGUGAUAACAGGUGCUCUGAAACUCUUCUUCAGAGAGCUUCCUGAACCACUGGUUCCUUAUGGAUUCUUCCAUGACAUCGUGGAGACCGUCAAGAUGUCUGACUACCUGGAUAAAGUGAACCGGAUGAAAUUGCUCAUCAUCAGCAUGCCUCCCCCCAACCAUGAUACCAUGAGACACAUGUUUCGCCACCUUAAGCGGGUGAUGGAGCACUCGGACAGUAAUCGCAUGACAACGCAAAACAUCGGCAUCGUCUUCGGGCCAACUCUGAUGCGGCCGCAGAGCGACUGCGGAAACAUGGCUGUUAAUAUGAUCUAUCAGAACCAGGCUGUGGAACUCAUCCUCAGCGAAUACGACCAGCUCUUUGGACCCGACCCACCCGGCUCCCUCUGAUACUGAUACUAUAGUACCGAACAGUACAGAAGCCUGGACAACCUGCCCACUGUGAACCAGAACAACCUGAACUCAAAUACAAAAAAAAAUGCCUGAAUGACGGUUAGAAAUCAGAUUUUUAGAAAUGGGCAGUUGCACUGAUGCAUAAAAAAACGAUGCAACAAAUCUCAUCCUGUUGGAUGGAUGAUGAACAGUUGGACGCAUGGAUAAACGCAAGGAGUGCUUGAGCAAAAACUAUUGUCUAUUUGUAGAUACCAAAUCACACUCCAAAAUGAUGUUAAGACUCUUAUUUUUUUUUUGGUUUCUUUUUGUGGGUAUAAAUGUGUGUGUGUUUUGUGUGUAUGUUUGUUUGUGUGUGUGUGUGUGUAUGUGUGUAUGCAAUGUCCCCUCACAAGUGUUUUUCAUUGUCUCGUUCAGCUAGUGGUGUCUUUGGGAAAAACCACACAGAGCUUUUAUGUUGCCCAAAAAGACAUACAGCCUACACCAACUAAAUACUAUAAAAUAAAAUCGGCAAUAGUCACCCAAUAAGCAUAAACAUGAGCACAGGUCGAAAGUUUAACGUGUUGUUCAACUGCAGUUUGAGUCAUUUCGUUUCUUUUUAAUGGCGAAAUAAAAAAAGGGGUACGGUUCAGUCCAAAGUGCUAUGUAAUCUCCUUUUCCAUUGUUCCAGCGGUAUGGUCGUGGUGUGUGUGUGUGUGUGUGUGCCUGAGUGUGUGUGUAUGUGUGUGUGCCUGAGUGUGUGGUUCGCGUGACAGAUAGUGCAGAGGUACAUUCUGUAUAUUGCUCACUGAUUGGGUGGAGCUCUUCGCCACUAUUGGUCCAAAUCUCUGCUUUUAAUAACAGAACAAAAGAGAAGCUAAAAAUGCAUAUGUUUAAAAAAUGUGGAGUUUUUCCCCCCAGCACCACAGCUUUGGUAAUUUUAUAUUGACUGUGGCUUGGCAGGAGACAAGAAGGAGUGCGAGAGAAGAAAAAGAACAGAGAGAGAGAGAGAGCAUACAUGGAUUUUAAUGUUAAAGUUUAUAUAUUUAUUCAGUUUUAUUUUCUUAUUAUUACAAGGGGGACGGGUUUGAUGACUGAAGCACUUGCAGAAAUUGACUAAAGUCAGAUGCUAUUAUGGUUGCUUAGAGUAUUUUGGUUAGAAAUGCGACUGUUGUCCUUCUCUUCACAUUUGUCGUGAUUUUCCUGUAUAUCCUUGUGCCUGAACUGCUUUAGAAACCAGUUUUCCAAUUGAUGAAACCUCAUAUGUGCAGGGUGUGUCUUAUAAAGGCUCAACAAGACUUUUUAUUACCUCCAGUGUUGACCUAAUAACCCAUGUUUCAGCUCAGUGAUUUGUAAAGCCAUUCCAUUCCAGUUGCUAUAUUGUGAUGUUAUGAAGUUAUGUAGAUUAGUCUGUAAUUUGGAAGAUUUUUUUUUUUCUGAUUUAUACACAUUUCUUUUUUAUGUAUGAUGUUUCUUUUUUUUUAUCAAAACGUAGAAGUUUUGACCUACAGGCAUCUCAGAAGACUGUUAUAACCAACAUUUUCUGCUCCAGAAAAAUGCCACACUUGGGUCUUGCCAACAUGCAGUCUAAUUAUUUGCCGAUUCUUUUUCUGUUCUUCUAGAUCCUGUACUUUGAGAGAAUUAUUUGACAAUAAAAACCAACGAAGUAAA
Molecule: messenger RNA, 4450 nt
Organism: Astyanax mexicanus (Mexican tetra)
Lineage: Eukaryota; Metazoa; Chordata; Actinopteri; Characiformes; Acestrorhamphidae
Gene: arhgap9
Product: Rho GTPase activating protein 9
Exons: 20
Coding region: 230-2800 (856 amino acids)
Biological process (GO): regulation of GTPase activity; signal transduction
Cellular component (GO): cytoplasm
Molecular function (GO): protein binding; phospholipid binding
Source: RefSeq, a predicted model, not a curated record